This is a messenger RNA of Chiroxiphia lanceolata (lance-tailed manakin), 2121 nucleotides long. RefSeq names its product transketolase (gene TKT). Gene Ontology annotation, biological process: ribose phosphate biosynthetic process; pentose-phosphate shunt, non-oxidative branch. The record is from RefSeq and is a predicted model, not a curated record. NCBI's taxonomy places the organism in Eukaryota, Metazoa, Chordata, Aves, Passeriformes, Pipridae. Gene Ontology annotation, cellular component: endoplasmic reticulum membrane; extracellular exosome. The transcript has 14 exons. The coding region runs from base 122 to 2005 and encodes 627 amino acids. Gene Ontology annotation, molecular function: thiamine pyrophosphate binding; transketolase activity.
CUCUCCGCCCCGCGCUCGGCCCGGGUGAGCCGCGCCGCCGCAGCCUUCGCGGAGCCCAGCCCCAGGUGCAGCCACCGCCGCCCGAGCCUCGCAGCCGCCGCGGCCCUCCCGCCUCGCCCCCAUGGAGGAUUACCACAAGCCCGACCAGCAGACGCUGCAGGCGCUGAAGGACACGGCCAACCGGCUCCGCAUCAGCUCCAUCAAGGCCACGACCGCGGCCGGCUCCGGCCACCCUACAUCAUGUUGCAGUGCAGCAGAGAUUAUGUCUGUGCUGUUUUUCCAUACCAUGAGGUACAAAGUGCAAGACCCCAGAAACGCCAGCAACGACCGGUUUGUUCUUUCAAAGGGUCAUGCAGCACCAAUUUUGUAUUCUGUUUGGGCAGAGGCUGGAUUUCUACAAGAAGGAGAAUUACUGAACUUGAGGAAAAUUGAUUCUGUCCUAGAAGGACACCCAGUUCCAAGACAAGCAUUCACUGAUGUGGCUACUGGAUCCCUUGGGCAGGGUCUUGGUGCUGCAUGUGGCAUGGCAUACACUGGCAAGUUCUUUGACAGAGCCAGCUAUCGAGUGUAUUGUCUGCUUGGAGAUGGAGAGUUAUCUGAGGGCUCUGUUUGGGAGGCAAUGGCCUUUGCUGGCUUUUACAAGCUGGAUAAUCUCGUUGCCAUAUUUGAUGUUAACCGUCUUGGACAAAGUGACCCCGCUCCUCUGCAACACCACGUGGAAAUCUACCAGAAACGCUGCGAGGCCUUUGGCUGGCAUGCUAUCAUCGUGGAUGGACACAGUGUGGAGGAGCUUUGCAAAGCCUUUGGCCAGGCCAAACACCAGCCAACAGCCAUCAUUGCAAAGACUUACAAAGGCAAAGGCAUAUCAGGUGUUGAAGAUAAGGAAAGCUGGCAUGGAAAGCCCCUUCCAAAAAAUAUGGCUGAACAAGUCAUUCAAGAAAUAGAUGAUAAAAUCCAAAAUAAGAAAAAGCUUUCUCCGGCCCUCCCAGAAGAAGAUGCACCUAUAGUAAAUAUUAGAAACAUUAAGAUGCCAUCUCCACCAACUUACAAAGUGGGAGAAAAGUGGGCUACACGCAAAGCUUACGGGGUUGCACUGGCAAAACUGGGCCAUGCCAACGAUCGAGUGAUUGCUUUGGAUGGGGACACAAAGAACUCCACCUUCUCAGAGCUCUUCAAGAAGGAACACCCCAGUCGCUACAUCGAGUGCUACAUUGCUGAGCAGAACAUGGUGAGCGUUGCAGUCGGUUGUGCCACUCGGGACAGAACCAUUGCCUUUGCCAGCACCUUCGCCACCUUCUUCACGCGGGCGUUCGACCAGAUCCGCAUGGCCGCCAUCUCCGAGAGCAACAUCAACCUCUGCGGCUCCCACUGCGGCGUCUCCAUCGGUGAGGAUGGGCCGUCUCAGAUGGGACUGGAGGACCUGUGCAUGUUCCGGGCUAUUCCCAACUCCACUGUGUUUUAUCCCAGUGAUGCUGUAGCCACUGAAAGAGCAGUGGAAAUAGCUGCCAACACCAAGGGCAUUUGUUUCAUCAGAACUAGUCGUCCUGAAAAUCCUGUCAUUUACAACAACAAUGAGGACUUCCAUAUUGGACAGGCAAAGGUGAUUUUGAAGAGCAAGGAUGACCAAGUGACUGUGAUCGGAGCAGGAGUCACUCUGCAUGAGGCUCUGGCUGCAGCAGAGCAGCUGAGGAAAGAGAAAAUCUUCAUCCGUGUGAUUGAUCCCUUCACUAUAAAGCCCCUGGAUAAGAAGACAAUACUUGAAAGUGCAAGAGCAACCAAGGGCAGAAUCAUCACUGUUGAGGACCACUACCAUGAAGGUGGCAUCGGCGAGGCCGUGUGUGCCGCGGUGGUGGGCGAGCCCGGCGUCACCGUGAGCCGCCUGGCCGUGUCCCAGGUGCCCCGCAGCGGGAAGUCAGCGGAGCUCCUGAGGAUGUUUGGCAUUGACAAGGAUGCCAUCAUGCAGGCCGUGAGGGCGGCCGUGUCCAAGUCCAGGAACGCCGAGUAGUUCGAAGCAUCUCGUGCUGUGUUACGGAAGAGCUUGUUCGGAGAGGUGCUAUCAGUUCAAGGCAGGCAAAGGUGCUUUAUGUAGAGAGUUCUAAUAAAAAUACCAGCUUAAAAAAC